UAUUGAUAUGACUUGUGCAUGUUCAUAAACAAAUCUAGACUAGUAACCUAGUGUCAAUGGAUUUUGAUAUUAAUAGCUCGUCUACAAAUAGUUUCUUAUCUAAGGAACUUGAACUUAAAGAGACAUGGUACAACUUUAUUUAUUUAAGGAUUUCGCUGUAUUGAAUUAGUUAAUCAUCGGAUAAAAAUUCCUUCAGAUGUUCACUUUGAAACCGAACGAAGACUCAAAAGAUACAAGACUGAAGAGUUCCGGUCAACCAGGGGACGUAAGUAGAUGGGGCUUCAGACAAGACCAACUUUGCAACACUGGACAAUCUCAAACAUGUAAUGGAAAUAUAGAAUGCCAACCAACUUGCAGUAACUCUAGAACAUCAAGGAUUGACGAUGAUCAAUUUUAUGGUAAUCAUGAGACCCAGGAGUUUAAAGAAGAAGCAGAUCUACACAGACAUUAUGCCAACUGUACAAAAAAUCCGGGUCACAAAGAAUUUAUUAACAUAGACAAGUUCACCUUAAACCAUCUACCAGCCAACCAUCGAGAUCAGGACUUGUACGAUCUGAUUAAAGCUAUGGCAGGAUUGACAGUUAGAGUAAAUCUAGAAAAGACCAGCCCAAACAGACCAGAGUUUUGGCCAAACACAACAAAACCGUAUCCAUUUUUUAAAGGCAGUAGAUCAGGGACUGGAAUGAUCUGGAAUGUCGAGAAAAGGAUAGAUGAAGAAUAUUUUGACUCACUGCCUGGCAAUAGACGGAUAGGAACAUUGAGAGACGGUCUACUGAACAUGUUUGAUGUCCAUACGUUCAAACAGACUAAUGGGCAGGUGAAAGUAUCAGAUGAAGAUUACGAAUCGGUGACAGAUGAUGAUGAAGAUUAUGAACCAGCUGCAAAUGAAUAUGACGGAAACGAGCCUGUGCCGCAUGGAGACGAAGAUAAUGAUCACGUGAUGAAUGACGAUGAUGAUCCGAACAAAGAAUACACUGUGUGUUGGUGUAACAAAUGUCAAAGGUCACAAUCACCGAGCAGAGUAUGGUGGGAGCUUGAAACAUACACAGCCACGCAUGUGGUAUUUGAUGCCAUUGAAGCAAGCGGCACGUCGUUAAAGUUGUUUUAUGAUAGAGAUGAGAGUCCAAAAGUCAUUAUCGAUAAGGUGAAAGUUGUGGAUGCCAAGCCCGACACCGACUUAUGUAGGUUGAGAGGGGUGACAUGUGACGAAAAUGUAGGCCCAAAGUUGUUGGAACUCUGGCAAGAGUAUUACGAUGUCUGGGAACGUGUCUUCGACAAAUAUGACAAGACCAGAAACGUGGACAGGCUGACCUUUAUAGUGUCACAUCCUCACGGCUGUCCGAAGCAGGUCAGCAUCGGUCAGUGGAAAGAGAAGCAAGAAAAUGGUAGACAAAGAAAGCGCUUUACCUACACCACAUGUACAUGUCCAGGAAGCAGUGGAGCCUUUGUCCACUGCGUGGGAUUCGGUGGCUGGUGGGCUAACCAACUUGUUCAUACUGGAUGCACAGAGCAAAGUGGCUUUAAUUAUAGCGGUAUUGGCGAUGUCGUGUAAGUAUUAAUCUAACGAAAGAGGUGCAAGUGGUCAUUGCUAGUCUUUCAAAUGAUUAAUACUUAAUGGAGACUUUUUUUUUUAAUGUAUAUACAUGAUAUAUAUUUUUUUAUAAAGCUUAUAUCAACUCGUUCUGUCUGUCUGAUAAAAAAUAUGUACACGAUAUAUCUCCAAAAUCCAUUAUAGGAUCAAGUUGAAACUUUGCAGAAUCAUUCAUUGGCAUAGACAAGACUUUAUUAUCUAAUUAGUAAUUAACCAAUUGGUAAUUACUUAUUGUCUAUACCAACAAGGAAAAUGAAUCAUUUAGUAUUCAGAUGAUACAGCUAAUUAUGUAUGGUUUCGUCCCAUUAGAGAAUUGAACACGUGAUUUCUCCCGUGAACAUUCCUGGAUCAAGUUGAAACUUUAAACGAUUUUUAUUGUAUCUAUCAAAGCAAACUUUAAACGAUUUUUAUUGUAUCUAUCAAAGCAUGAAUUAAUUUAAAAAUUAACGAAUUAGUCAAUUAAUUAUUGUUGAUUAAGUAUUUUGUUUGAUAUGGAAUAAACGAAGUAACUUCUACAUUAUUGAGUGAUAUAGCUGUAUGUGCGGAGUUUUUUCCCUUAGAUACGUUUUUGUUUUGUUUUGUAUUUAAAGGAUAUUUUUUUUUUGGGGGGGGGUACAAUUUUAUAUUCGUAUUUACUGUAAAGCAGUUAGCAGCAGUUAAUAGAGCAGUGAGAUUCAUAACAAACGAAUAUUCACAUUUGACUAGAGUAACACCGAUAGUAAAAUCACUAAAUUAGGAAAGCCCUCAGGAAAGUAGCAAAUU
Biomphalaria glabrata is the source of this 2353-nucleotide messenger RNA. RefSeq lists its product as uncharacterized. The transcript is spliced from 5 exons. The record is from RefSeq and is a predicted model, not a curated record. Lineage: Eukaryota; Metazoa; Mollusca; Gastropoda; Planorbidae. The coding region runs from base 197 to 1552 and encodes 451 amino acids.